AUGUCACAGAACUUAGUCUACCUGUACCCAGAGGAGCAGCAGGAGGAGGAGCAGGGAGCCAGACCGGUGGAGCCGGCCAGCCGCCUGGUCAGCGUUACGCGCGUGCUGCAGGCCACGAUGAGCGAGGAGAGUCGCGCCGCUCUGCGCCGCUGGGAACUGGCCAUGGUGAAGAAGCACGGCGAAGACGGAUUCGCCGAAAUCAAACAAGCCAUGCUAGAGACGGGACGGGAGUGGCACGCGGCCCUGCACGCCCACCUGACUGGCGAGGGCGAGGUGCGUCAGCUGACGCCGACGGCCGACGGCUUCUGGCGCAGCGUGCGUCCCGUGCUGGCGCUGGUCGACUCGGCCCGUGUGGCCGCCUCCGAGCGUGACGUCACACACAGCCCGCUCGGCUACCACGGCGUGGUCGACUGUGUGGCUCCCUUCAGGUGA
Pollicipes pollicipes is the source of this 432-nucleotide messenger RNA. RefSeq names its product mitochondrial genome maintenance exonuclease 1. Gene Ontology annotation, biological process: mitochondrial DNA replication. Bases 1 to 432 code for a protein of 143 amino acids. The transcript has 3 exons. Gene Ontology annotation, molecular function: single-stranded DNA exodeoxyribonuclease activity. NCBI's taxonomy places the organism in Eukaryota, Metazoa, Arthropoda, Thecostraca, Pollicipedomorpha, Pollicipedidae. Gene Ontology annotation, cellular component: mitochondrion. The record is from RefSeq and is a predicted model, not a curated record.